AUGACCGCGAUCAAGGGCUGUUGGACAUGCAAGGAUCGCAAGGUCUCGUGUGACCGCGCUGUUCCUAUCUGCAACAAGUGUUCUAAAUCUAAGCGCGCGUGUGGUGGUUAUGGCGUCCGUCUCUCAUGGGUUAAGAAUAACGACCAGAAGUCGCUCCUCAAAUCUACACACCGGGAGAUACGGCACAUGGUAAUCCGACAACGAUGCGAGCAGUGGAUCAACGUGUCGUGUACCGAUGUCCGCCUCCACAUCCUUGCUAAAGGUGUUAAAGACGGAGUGGAGGGGGAGAAUUUCAAGAGGCACCAGCUUGCAUUGCCCAAACCUACCCGGGCCAUGUCUUCGACGUCAACAGAAAUAGCGGCUAGCGAGUGGGAGUUAGUACAAUACUUUGAGAGCGUAAUCGUCGGCAUCCUACCAACGCUAGGCCGCGAUAGAACGACUAUCGGACGCUUGUUGAUGCGAAUGGCCUUGUCCGAGCGUUCAAAAGCCUCAAGAGCCGUGUUACUAUCAUUAGUCGCGUUUGCUUCACGCCAUCGAGGAAAUGAUAUGACGUAUACAGCUCGCGCCAAAAACGCAGCCAUAGAUGCGCUCAUAAGCGCUACCGGCCCUGAGAUGGAAUCUGAUGCUAGUAUCGAACACAUUGCCACCGGUCUGAUUCUAUGCUUGGUAGAAACAGAUCUAGACUGCGACUGGAUAGGUCAUUUAUGUGGCGCGAGAAAUGUCGUUCCUACUGUCGAACAAAAAGCACACCAGAUUGGAAGUGAUGCAGCUGUCAUACUCGACUGGCUUUACUACUUUGUCACCUUCACCCGCUUCAGCUUCCGUCAUUGGCGCACUUACAUGAUCCGAUCAACCUCGCAAGAGCUUGGUUUCAGGGCCGCUAACGACACAUGUUUGAUGCAAUACCGUAUCGCUCGCACCACGUUUGCGGAGAAAAUGUCGCAUAUAUCAACAUACGCUCAUCCCGUACUUCGACUUCUCGCCGACGUUUUCGAAACACGGCUGUAUGCAUCUGAUCCGCAGUAUCAUUCGAUUGAAUAUCAACAGUCUUUAGAUGACCUCAAAUCUCGACUAAGUGACGUUGAUUUCGUCACACAGAAAGACGUGGAAGAUGGCGAUGAUUCUUAUUGCUUGGAGUUCACUCGACUAGCAGGCCUGAUAUACCUUGAGCGCGUAUCUCGAAACUUCUCCGGUCAAUCCACAAGGCUAGACAUGUGGAGGAAAGACGCACUAUCUAUACUCGCCAACUUGAAAGUAUACCCGCCAUCGUUCGCUAUGUUUAUCGUCGGCUGCGAGACUCACACAGACGAAGAUCGAAUAGUCAUGCUUGACUUCUUUACAAGACUGGAACAAGCCCCUCAUCUCAACAGCUUACUGGAAACCAAAGGACUGCUACAGGCUGCUUGGAUUCAGCACGAUCUUGGGUCAGAGGGCGAACUUGAAUACAUUCACAAGAUCAAUUUGGUGAUGAGCUCGCGGAAUGUGAUACCCAGCUUCAUGUAG
Messenger RNA from Alternaria atra, 1503 nucleotides. RefSeq lists its product as uncharacterized. Gene Ontology annotation, biological process: positive regulation of transcription by RNA polymerase II. NCBI's taxonomy places the organism in Eukaryota, Fungi, Ascomycota, Dothideomycetes, Pleosporales, Pleosporaceae. Gene Ontology annotation, molecular function: DNA-binding transcription factor activity, RNA polymerase II-specific; zinc ion binding; transcription cis-regulatory region binding. Gene Ontology annotation, cellular component: nucleus. The coding region runs from base 1 to 1503 and encodes 500 amino acids. The record is from RefSeq and is a predicted model, not a curated record. The transcript has 5 exons.